Acanthocheilonema viteae is the source of this 2616-nucleotide messenger RNA. Lineage: Eukaryota; Metazoa; Nematoda; Chromadorea; Rhabditida; Onchocercidae. The record is from the annotation of a GenBank genome assembly.
AUGGCUCAACUAUACAGUGGUUGUACAGUGCCAGGAUCAGUAGCUCAACAAUUCACUGUCCAAUGUCCAAACUGCACUUUACGUUUCUCUCUCUCUCCAACUUUCAUUUACCAACAACACACCCAAUCAUUCAUUCAAUAUCCUAGUUUGCAAAGUGGUGUGCGAUCAACUUUUUAUACACCGGCACAUUCCAGUUAUCAUGUAUUUGGUGUAAACCAGCAACAACAAAUGACAGAUAGUACUAAAAGUAGACAGGGUGUUUUACAGAAUGCUGCAGACGUGAAUGAUAUGAUAUGCGAUAUCCUCAUUGAUAUCUUAAAUUCAGAUAUGUGUAAGUAUGGUAUUACCGUUUGUCAGCUAAUGGUUUUGUUGAAACAGUCAUGUGCAAAUUAUAAUAUAAUACUGCCAUCAUCAAUAACGGAUGACUUCAAGGAAUUCUUACAUAACAAAAUGACUAGUUAUGUUGAGAUUGAAGAUGAUCUGUGUCGCUAUCGCCGUCCAACGCUUCCUAUUCAAGAAGAAAGCAUUUCAAGUUCAUCAGCUUAUGAAAGGAAAUCAAAUCACCUCAAAACAUCCCCUGCUCCUUUAGUCCCAUGGCAAGCCUUGCAAAACUGCUAUAUUAUAUCAGCUGUCGAUACAAAUGCAAGUUAUUCAGCAGAUCGAAGUAAACAGUUUUCUGAUGGAAUAGAAGAGCGUCAUAGGAAUGAUGAUGUAGAUAAAACUGCCGUGACUGAUCCAAUAGUUCCUGUUGGAGAUAAAAAGUGUAAUGUAUUGCAUAGGAAAAAUAACUUAACUAAAAUUAUGGACAAAUGGAAGAAAAUAUUUAUGGGUGACUUGAAAGAACUGAUUAGAUAUUUACGGAUGGUAGAUGAUUAUUUUCAUGAAAACGAUGGCAAAUUCACUUUGACAGAAUUCAAGGAAGUGUUUGGAGAAUUGAGUUACCGGUGGGAAUUUUGUGACAUUGAUUUGAUAGAGAUGGAUAUAAUAAAUAUUGUUCAUGGUAUUGGUGUGGAUGAAGAACCAGUGCUCAUCGUCAAUCCAAUCAUCAGGGAAAUGGAAUUUCCAGAAGUGGCUGAACUGUCUAAGCAAAUCUAUAAUUUACUGUCAAAACUGUUGCAGUCUGUAAAUUCCGUAAAAGUUGAAGUCAUCGUUCGCACAGUGAAUUUUGGUAUUAAUAAUAGCAAAACGAUAGACGAGAAGUAUGCUCUGUUGUGGGAGGUACUCAGUGACUCUCAAUUUCAAAAUGUGUUUGUUGUUGACAUUUUACAAAAGCAAAAUAAAGAAUGUGGUUUUGAUGUAAUGGUGCGUUUCAAUCCAAAUGUGGACCUGUCGGGAAUAUUUGCUAAAAUGAAUAAAUGCCGAUUGGCAUUGUCUGUGACAGAAAUGUCAAGAAAGAAACCACUGAUUGUCAUUCUCGGUUGUACCGGAACAGGCAAAAGUGAUUUAGGCAUUGCAGUGGCGAAGAAUUUCAAUGGUGAAGUAAUCAGUGCUGAUUCGAUGCAAAUUUAUAAGGGUUUGAAUGUUGCUACGAACAAAGUAUCACAGGAAGAUAUGAAUGACGUGACGCACCAUAUGAUAAGCUUUGUUGAGCCGUCCACUUCUACAUAUAAUGUACACCAAUUCACUAACAGAGUGUUGCCUUUAUUGGAAGAUCUUUGGCGUGCUGGCAAGUUACCUGUUAUUGUUGGCGGAACGGGGUACUACAUCGAAGGGAUUUUAUUUAAAAACAGUUUAAUACCAACAAAUACAUUCGAUGCUAAAAAUGACUUCGAGGAUCUCUCAGAUGAUGAAGUUUACGAAUUAUUGAAACAUGUCGAUUUGGAAUCUGCCAUGCAAGUGCAUAAGAACAACCGUUUUCGCGUUGUUCGUGCUUUACAAAUUUAUUAUGCAACGGGACAGCGUAAAAGUGAAUAUUUGGAAGAGCAGCAUCGAAGAAUAAAAUUAGGCGAAAUGCUGCGUUUUAAAAAUGUGUUAUUACUUAUCCUCAAUGCUCGUAAGGAAUUGUUGGAAGAACGACUUGAUGAACGAGUCACAAAAAUGAUCGAAAAAGGAUUAAGGAAAGAAAUUGAAAACUUUUAUGAGCAGUAUCGCCACUGUCUCACAGCUCAUGGAGUGGCUCAAUCGAUUGCAGUAAAAGAAUUUCAUGAUUAUCUACAACUAAGUCCACAUGAACGAUACACGGAAUUGGGUGAUAAAUUGUUCAGCGAAGGUUGUGCAACUCUGAAAUUGCACACACGGCAAUAUUCACGAAGGCAGCGGCGAUGGAUUAAACAGCAUUUGUUAGGAGGAAAUACUUCAAUGGAAUCAACGAAUAUAGCAUUUUUUGAUACCUCGGAGAAUUUUUAUGAUAUUGUGGUACCUAAUGUGUUGAAUAGAGUCGAUCAGUUCCUAAAUAUCACUAAUGAUGAUGUUUUUCUAAACAACGUGGAAGGAAAUCAACCUUUUACAGUUGACUUUGAUUACAGAAAGUUGGCUAACCAAGUUUAUUACUGUGAAACAUGUAAAAUUGAUGUACACGGUACGGUGAACUGGGAGGCACACUUGAGAGGCAAAAAACAUCGGAGAAUGCUCAAUAACAACAUAGAACAUGAACAAGUCGACAAAUUACAUCCUUAA